Molecule: messenger RNA, 3159 nt
Organism: Gallus gallus (chicken)
Lineage: Eukaryota; Metazoa; Chordata; Aves; Galliformes; Phasianidae
Exons: 6
Coding region: 1-1026 (341 amino acids)
Source: RefSeq, a predicted model, not a curated record
AUGUGCUCGUUUUCCAGCGAGGGGCUCCAUCCCGGGCAGCGCUGUCCCCAGUAUUCCCCGGUGCCGCUGCGCGGAUUCCGCCGAGGGCUCGGGGCCGGCAUCGGCCACGCAACGCUCCGCCGGGCAGCGAGUCCUCCCCGCGCACACUCCGCUGCUCUCCGCACUUUCCGUUGCGGUCGCGCAGCAACGCGUCACCCCCCGCGCAGCAGACGCAUCCCCUCCGCCCUGGGGAGCGAUGGGCCCGCGUCGAGGCGAGCCGCGGACAGAGCAGCCGCCAGCAGCUGCGUGACCCCGGCGUCACGCCCGGCGCGGGGACGCGGCGGUUGGCAGCGGGACGCGCGGGGCGAUGACAGCCGCUCACGGCCGCCGGGGUCCCGCGGGGCUCAGCGCGUUAGGGGCGGAGGGCUCCGCGUCCCGCGCGACGGCCGUCGGCGGAACCCUCCCAGCGGCCAGCGGCCGCCCCCGCGCCGCCGCCGGCUCGGCCGCAAUCGCGGACGUCGGGCGCCCCCCAGCGGCGGCAGCGCCGCACUGCGCCUCCCGGCUCCGCCCGCCGGCCCCGCGGGAGGAAGCGGAGGGCCCGGCCUCUCGGCACUUCGCCCCGUCCCCUCCCUGCCCGUUGCGGGCGGGGGUGCACGUUGCUCUGCCGACGGUCAGGGCGACCCAACGCCGGCCGUUACUCCAGGCCGGCGGUGGCAAAGGGACAGCGUGAAGCGGGUGCGGAAAGGCAGCGGCCGGGAGCGGGGAACCGUCGGUGCGGUGCGCCCCCGAGCGCCGCGCUGCCCCCGUAGCCUCGGCCGGCGUUUGCCACACAGCGGCUUUCCUCGGCAAAAGCCAGCGGCUGCGGGCGGGCGGUCGGUGCGGGGCCGCCGCUCAGCGGCCGCAUACGGGGGAGCGGCUCGGAGCCCCCGGCACCCUGCGGCCGGGCGUCACCCACGCGUGGGGCGGGGGCGGCGGGACUCGGCCGGCAACAGCCGUCGAGGAAAUCGGGACCGAGGAGCGGCGGGGCGGCCGAGAAAAGCCAUGUAACUGAAGUCUACUUCGUGGCAAAUGAACAAGACUACAAGAGAAGCCUAUUUAAUUCUAUCUGUAAUUCUCUGAAACCAGUAUGAAGCUAUGAUUCAAGUUAACGUUGUUACCAUCGUCCCUAUCUGAGUGCUAUUAGACACAUCAGCAAAAAUCUGGAAGAAAAUAUAUGGACUUAUUAUUGAGAAAAUGUACAAAUGGCACCACAGCUGAUUGAACAGUAAAUAAUUAUGAAGAAGAAACUGUUUCUGUCAAUACUUGAAUGUGAUGGGGAUGAGCAGGAGGAAGAUGUGAAGUCUAAUCUCAGCAGAUGGUUGUCAAAACUGCGCAGAGUGACUGAGAAUGUAGAAAGAAAUAAGAAGAGAGUUUCCCCCAUUUUGUCUUUAUGUCAUGAAUAGUGAAUAAAUCAUACAUUAUAGACAAAUCAAAAAUCGUAAAAACUAGGUAAAAUGAAAAUAAUGAAAACAGUUUUGUUGAAAUGUAUUUUGAAGAUAAAUGUAUGUGAUUACUCAUUGACCUUAAAUGAAUGUUGAUAUGACUGAAAACAGUAAAAAUGGAUAUAUGUGUUGUAUUCAUGCAUUGAUAGUCUCAUAUUGGAGAUAUUACAAGAAUGAUUCAUGUUGACAAGAAAGGAAGAAUGUCUUUCAAGCUGUUACUUAGUUACUGACAAAUCAAGUAUGUCAAUUGGACACUAGGAUGAGCAAAGCAGACUUGUAAAACAGAUAGAUUGCUAUAAGUUUCACUUCUGAUCAUAGCUGGAAAUCUGAAUGUUAACCCAAACUUUCUCUCCUUUUACAGACUUCUUAUUCAUUGAUCUAUACUCUGUGUCUUGAUUUGUGUUGGAAAAUCAUGGAUUAGAAAUGUACUUUCUUAUUUGAAAAAGUUUCUAGAUACAGACCUGUGCUAUUUAUUUUCUGUGUGGUUGGAAUGGACAGAACAAAAAUAGACAUUUGAACUAACGAAACAGGAUAUGUCUACAAGCCUUUUUGAAUAGUGUUUGAUUGCUUUACAAUAUUUUUCUCUGUAAAUGUGCAUAUAUUAUAUUUUGAUGCUCACACAUGCAAAAGUCAUUCCUUAAUGGAUUUUUUUAUAAACAGGCUAGGACUAUGUAAGUGACUUAGUGUCACUACAGAAUGUGUUUGUGGUUAUAGGGUUACUUAACCUCUCGCUUCAGCAGAAUUUAUCUGACUCACAGAAUAGAAGUACUGCAACAUGAAUUUCAAGUUAAGUGGGUGCCUUCGAAUGGUGUUAAAUCAAGGAUUUUCACUGACUCAUUAAUAAAUACACUUUACAUUAAGCACUGUUGUAUUAUAUUUAGUAUAUGUAAAAUACACAUAAUGUAAUUCUACAGUAAUUAUAAUAACAGUAAAGGAUAAAAUUACUUUAGAAACAGAUUAAACUGACUUUCUUCUGAGAUCAUUUGUAUCUGAAUUUCUGCUUUAAAGUGUAUGUUUUUUUUCUUUGUUUGUUUGUUUGUUUUUCAUUCCUUUUGCCAUUCUGAAAAACAGUGAAUUAGAUCUAGUCUGUUCCCAACAAUUUUCAAUUACUAUUGCCUCCUACUCAAAAAGUAAAGAAACUGCAAUUUUUUUAUAUAAGCAUUCUUGUUCAAAAGUCAUAGGUUAAUUUGAAUACUGAAAAUCUGUACACAGCCUUGGCAGCUUAACAGGUAUUUUGAGAACUUGUAAACUAAUUUAUACUAGAAAGAAUAAAAAUUACAAGGGUUACUAAUCUUCAUGCUGAAAUCAUUAAGAUAAUUACCACCAACUGUUUUAUUAUCCAAGUAUAUCAGGGGAAAUGUAGUUGCAUCCUGAAGCAAUGAAUGAAAAAAAGAGUAGGUAUGUAUCAAUCUACAAUUUAAAUGACGUACUGAAAAACAGAUAAUUGUGCAUGUGUCUUGUACUGGUACAUAACUUUCCUAUUAGUAAACUUAAAAGGUUUGUCUAUUAAGUGGAAUACUGUCUCUGCAAGAAUAUCUAUUAUUUCUUAAAACAUUGCCAUGUCAAGUCUCCUUUUCUGGUACUUUCCCCCCAUUGCAGUACUCCUGCAUCUAAUUUGAUUUACAAAUCUUCCUCAAGUCACAUAAAGCUAUUAUUCUUCUGGUGUUUUUUUUUUUUUUUUUUUUUUCCAAUUUAAAAA